Molecule: messenger RNA, 474 nt
Organism: Osmia bicornis bicornis
Lineage: Eukaryota; Metazoa; Arthropoda; Insecta; Hymenoptera; Megachilidae
Product: protein POLR1D-like
Exons: 2
Coding region: 29-301 (90 amino acids)
Source: RefSeq, a predicted model, not a curated record
UAAAUGAAUAAUAUAUUCCUAACAUUUCAUGAGAUACAUUUGUCAUAAAAGUUUUAAAAGUAUUAAUAUGAUGGAUGAUGAAACUUUAAACAGACUUGCAGUUGAAGCAUUAUUAGAAGAAGCAAAGCUUGGAGCAAAAAGGGCAGAAAUAAUGGGCCCUAGUGGAUGGAUAAAACCAAAGGAAUGUAUUAACAAAAGAUUCCUUCAUUCAACUUUACGUAAUGUUGUUCUUUCAAAUAAGUAUCAAGUGAAAAAGAAAAGUGAAAGACAAUUAUAUAAAUCAGAGAAUACAUUAAAAUAAUUGAUACUGUAUGAUAUAAUUUCUUAUUUGUGAAUAGAAAUAACUUUUAUUAUAUAUAAUUUUUAUGUUAAGUAGCUUUUAGAAUAUUGAUAGAAACUGUAAUUAAUGUAAAAUAUGAAGAGUAAAUGAAAGUAAAUUGUAAGUACAAAAAUAUGAUAUAAUGUAGUAAAUAU